Messenger RNA from Paraglomus occultum, 453 nucleotides. The record is from the annotation of a GenBank genome assembly. Lineage: Eukaryota; Fungi; Glomeromycota; Glomeromycetes; Paraglomerales; Paraglomeraceae.
CAUUCAGCAUCCAAUGAUUCUGAAACCUCGUCGCCAUCUACGUCUACAGCUGCAACAAAUACGUCUGAUACCCCAUCAUAUCAAUCGAUGACGAUAUCACCAGUAUCAUCUUCAUACGUUCCUCCAACAAAUCUUUAUCUUGUCGCUAAGCCGUUUAAGAAUCCGCAUUAUAAAACGCCGAAAAAGUUCAAGAAUCUUAAACAAAUCCUUGCUGCUGAAAAGGCACAGCUAUCACCAUUGGAUCUGCCAACAUAUUCGAAUAUCGAGGCUCCCCCGUCAUUAAUACCUCAGAAGAAAUAUUGUGACAUUACGGGAUUAGAGGCUCGCUAUACAGAUCCAAAGACAAGACUUCGUUAUCACUCGGCCGAAGUAUAUAGAGAAAUCAAACAACUUGCACCGAGCGUUGUGCAACAGUAUCUUGGGCUCAGACAUGCUGCUGUUGUGUUGCGAUGA